This is a messenger RNA of Cajanus cajan (pigeon pea), 1682 nucleotides long. RefSeq names its product serine/threonine-protein phosphatase PP1. The record is from RefSeq and is a predicted model, not a curated record. NCBI's taxonomy places the organism in Eukaryota, Viridiplantae, Streptophyta, Magnoliopsida, Fabales, Fabaceae. Gene Ontology annotation, cellular component: nucleus; cytoplasm. Gene Ontology annotation, molecular function: protein serine/threonine phosphatase activity.
CCAAAAUAAUAAUAAUAAUAAUAAUAAUAAAAGAAAGAAAGGGCAAUGGUUGAUUUUAGAAGAGGAAGAAGAUAUAAAACCUGUGUGUGUUUGUUGUGUAUUAUGGUUGGGCCAUCUUGUCCAUCUAUCCAAAAUUUCCCAUCCCGCAACUAAUUUUUCUUUAUUUAUCUUCUUCCUCCCAUAUCCAUCGAAAAGGGUUGUUGUUUUUGUUGUUAAUUUUUAUUUUUAUGAUGAUGAUGACAAUGGAGGGGAUGAUGGACAAGGGGGUGUUGGAUGAUGUGAUAAGGAGGCUUCUUGAAGGCAAAGGAGGAAAACAGGUUCAGCUUUCUGAGUCGGAGAUUCGUCAACUCUGCGUCAAUGCCAGACAAAUCUUCCUCUCUCAGCCAAUUCUUCUUGACCUCCGUGCCCCCAUCCGAAUCUGCGGUGAUAUACAUGGUCAGUACCAAGACUUGCUGAGGCUUUUUGAAUAUGGUGGCUACCCUCCUGCGGCAAACUACUUGUUUCUGGGGGAUUAUGUAGAUAGAGGGAAGCAAAGUUUGGAGACAAUAUGUUUGCUUUUGGCUUACAAAAUAAGAUAUCCAGACAAAAUUUAUCUCUUGAGGGGAAACCACGAAGAAGCAAAGAUAAACCGAAUUUACGGUUUUUAUGAUGAAUGUAAAAGGAGGUUCAAUGUAAGGCUAUGGAAGAUAUUUACCGACUGCUUUAACUGUUUGCCGGUAGCUGCACUCAUUGAUGAGAAAAUACUUUGUAUGCACGGGGGACUCUCUCCGGAAUUAGAAAAUUUAGAUCAGAUAAGGGAGAUUCAAAGGCCUACUGAAAUUCCAGAUAGUGGUCUCCUAUGUGAUCUACUUUGGUCAGAUCCUGAUUCUAACAUUGAGGGUUGGGCAGAGAGUGACCGAGGCGUUUCAUGUACUUUUGGACCUGAUGUACUUGCAGAUUUCUUGGAUAAAAAUGACCUUGAUCUUGUUUGUAGAGGGCAUCAGGUUGUGGAGGAUGGAUAUGAGUUUUUUGCUAAAAGAAGAUUAGUCACAAUAUUUUCUGCUCCAAAUUAUGGUGGGGAAUUUGACAAUGCUGGUGCAUUGUUAAGCGUUGAUGAUUCUCUUGUAUGUUCCUUUGAAAUAUUGAAACCCGCUGAUAGAGCAUCUGGUAGUUCAUCGAAAAUGAAUUUUAAGAAGCCACCCAAACUUGGAAAGAUAUAGUAUUUGGCAAAGAUUUUCGGUUCAAAUAGGAAUCCAAUGCAGCUAACUCAACUUGUACGUACGGAGUGGAAAUUGUGAAGUAGGAGUUUGGCAUGGGAGAGCCUUCCUUCUACUUUACAUUGCAGAUUGCCAAUGAUGCUAUAUUGUAAACUUUACUACCAAGCAUUCUUUUGUGCAGGAGCAGAGAUUACUGCUUUAUACACCAGUUGGUUGCUUGUGUUUGGCAAAUUAGCAUGUAAUUUGUGAGUGCAAAGAGAUUUCAUGUUACCAAAUGCGUAAAUUUCUGUGCCAUUUAUCUGAAUGACUGUUCUGGAAUGUUGUUUUUGGUAGACACCUGUUCCUGAGGCUUAACCUGUUGCUACCGCCACUGAUAGCGUAAUCAUUUAUAUGACUAGUCUUCGAACUUUCCAUUGGACAAUAACUAGUCGUUUCACUAUGUUGGUAGUCUCAUAUGAUAUGAUGACAAGGUUACCAUGUUUUGAA